AUGCUCACCCCGUCUCCCGUCAUCAACUCCCACUCCCUCUCCGCUCUCGGCUACACCGCGUUCGGCGGCGCCAGCUCUGCGCCCGGCCCCCACGACGAGGAAGCAUCCCACUCUGAUCAUUCCUCCCAGCGCUCGACGUCUGCCACCGCGCUCCCCGAUCCCUCCCAGCAGCCCGCGCGCUGGCAGGUCGGCACAACCACCCCCGCCCUUUCCUCAGCCGACUCCUCCUCGGCAUCCACCCGCUCGUCCGCAUACACAGGCUCCGCAAAGUCAGGUGACUACGGCCACGUCCAUGUCGCUCUAGGCGAGGACGAAUCGGCCAAGGGCGUAGGCGUGGGUAUAACCACCGACGAGGUCGUCCAGCUGCUCUCCAAGGAGAACGGUAGGACCCCCGUGGACCAGUCCCGGUGGUCGGACUUCUACCAGAACGGCCUCCGUUCGCGCUCUUCUUCUCUCGCCAACAGCAACAGCAAGCCCAACUCAAUGCACGAGAAGGCCCUUCGUGGGUCCCCCAGCUUCGACAUGGGCUGGCAGCGGCCCGACGAGCGGGAUGAGCAGGGAUUGGCGAGCGACGAGGACACGGACGAGGAUCCAUCUUUUGAGGAUGAUGAAGACGAUGAGGAUGACGGCGAGGGAAAGGACGAUGACGAGGAGCCUACGAGUGCGGCUAUCAUGGCAGAGGACGGUCGUGGGGUGAUUAUUCAUGGUCACGACGUCCCAGUGAGCAAGCUGCAUGUCUCUCCAGAGACCACACAUCUGCUCAUCGGAUCGUCCCCUACCCAGAACGCCGUUCCAUCAUUCCUCGCCACUACGCUUCCCCAAAUCUCUGCGUCCCUCCUCGCCCUCGACAUCUCGGCCAACUUCCUGAGCGCUCUCCCACCAGCACUUUCGACGUGCGAGAGGCUGGAGGAGCUGAACAUCGCCUCCAACCCGCUCCGCGUUCUGCCGACCUUCUUGGCAACCCUCGACAGCCUCCGCGUUCUCAUCGUCGAUGCGACGGGUCUCACCACGCUCCCGGCGAACCUCGCUUCGCUCGAGAAGCUUCACACGCUCAGUGUUCGGCGAAACAAGAUGCAUUCGCUUCCGAGCUGGCUCUGUAUCCUCCCGGCUCUGGAGACCCUUCUCGUUGACGGCAAUCCCUUCCAAGGACCGUGGAAAGCUCUCAUGGAACCCCUCCUCUCCCGCGGCCCGCUGUCUCCCACAUUCCCGCCUUCCACGCCCAUCUUCCCCCUCCCGUCCGCCAGCAUGCGGAGCAUGAUGACCACUGCCACAACAGAAACAGACGACUCCGAGGAAGCCGAUGAAGACCUUACUGUCACCUCACCGCGUGCUCCGAACCUUGCGCGAUCCAUCACCGCUCCCACUCCUAACACCACCACCCAGCUUCCAUCCCCCGGGCUCUCUCGCACGAGAACAACGCCGAACCGCGCAUAUUUUGACAAAAGCCGCAGCGGCAACGCAGGGCCGCAGUCGAUGUUCAGUGAGGCCGGCGCACCCGGCACGUCUGCGAAGUCCGCUGGGCCUGAGAAUCAGGUCCGGAGGAUGAAGAGCGCUGGCGAGUUGCACCGAAACUAUGGUGGUUCUCUCCGCAAUCCCUCCGCAUCGGCCUCUUCGUCGCCCCAGCGCCCCGCGCUCACCGACUCCAACUUGCUGACCAUGGCAAAUCUGGCGAAUGCCGCGGAAGACUCUCUCGGGGUCGCUUCGGGUGCGAUGUCGCCUACGUCGAACAGGUCUCGUCGGACUGUGGAAAGCAAGGAUAUCGAAACUUCUCCCGUCCCCCCGCUUCCGAACCGGGUGGCAUUUCCACAGGGAGAGAGCGUGUAUGCUAUGGAUCAAGCACCACGGCCACGCUCGAAGCAUGAAGGGGAGAAAAACAGUCGAUGGGGCUUCCUCAAGAAAAUGUCAAUGGGCAAGAUGCGUCCGGAUCAGCCUGUGCCCACGAACCGGUUGUCGCACCACGGUUCGCAAGCGCGGCCGGGUGCCCGCCCCGGCUCUUCACGGCAAGCACCCUCUAUGCCCGUCAUCGAUGCUCGCUUCUCCACAACCGGCGCUGCCCUCCACCAGCCCGAGCUGCCUGGCACGGAGCCCGCCAUUGCACCCAACCUCUCGCGGCAGGCAUCUGGCGACCUUCUCAAGAUCUCACCCCUCGACCAGCUCAAGAAAGCGUCGACCGAGGCCGCGAAGCAGCGCAGAAGCUUCCUGCCGAUCGACAUGACCCCGAUCCCGAUCCCGAACGCGUCACAGUUCGUGCCCGACGUCACCGCUACGAACUCCCACGAAGAGGCGGAAGAGUCGGCCGUAGCGUCGCUCUCCGUGCCCAGCCCUGUACCCGCCGAGGCGUCGUUUGAUGAGAUCCGUCUACGGGAGGAGGAGCGCGCGCGUGAGGCGCGGAUUCGCGCCCUGCGCUCGGUCAUGUCCUACCUCCGCGACAUGCACGACCUCAGCCAGUCCGCGACGCAGACGCUGUCGAUGUACGGCGGCCCGCCUGCGGAGAUUCCACCUACGCGCUCGCGCCGGCCGACGAUGGUCGACGGCGGGCGCAUACUGUCCGAGGCGUCAAUGUCGUCGAUGGGUUCCGGGCCGUCGUCGCGGCCGGAGUCGAUGAACUUGCGCCAGACCGAAGGCCGGAUGGGCUUGUCGAUGAUCCAGACGAAUAGCGUCGCGACGACGGACAGCAUUGGCUCUGGUGCCGGGGAAGAGCGCAAGUGCAAGGACGACAAGUCGAAGCGGGUCAGGGUCAUCCAGGAGAUCGUCGAGACCGAGAAGACGUACGUCAAGCAGCUUCAGGAGCUCGUCGACAUCUAUAUCAAGCCUGCCACUGCCACCAUCACCAUCUUGAGCGGUGUCAGUCAAAUCAAGGACACCGUCGUUCCCUCGACGGAUCGGAAGAUCGUCUUCGGAGGUCUCGAGUCCCUGUACUACUUCCACAAGGAGAGCUUCCUGCCCGCGCUUGAGCGUGCCGCCCAUCCGCUCGCGAUCCCGUCGAACGCUGAGGACGCACGGAUCUCGCUCGACGUCGCACGGCAUGUGGCCAACACUUUCACCUCGCACGCCGCUUUCAUGAAGAUGUAUUCGACCUCGAUCAACAACUUCGAUAACUCGGUCGCGAGACUGAAGCAGUGGGUGUCUGACAAGCCGCCGCCUGCGGCGAGCACUGCCCUGUCACCGUCGUCGAGCACCGCGCAACUUGCGAGCCUAGGCAUGGGUCUCACGGGUGGGCUUGCGAACGUGACGUCGCCGGACGGAUCUUCAAAGGAGCCGCCGCUGUCGUCGAGCCAGCGCAAGCGUCUCAAGCAGUACCUCAAGCGCUGCAAGAUGAACCCCCGGCACUCGCAGAUCAGUCUCGAGAGUUACUUGCUCCUCCCGGUGCAGCGUAUCCCUCGUUACCGCAUGCUUCUCGAGCAGCUGGUCUCUAGCAGCCCGCCGGCAAGCGAGUUCAUGGACGACCCCAUCGAGCGUGCUUUAGCGGAGAUCUCUGGUCUCGCGACCACCAUGAACGAGGGCAAGCGUGAUGCCGAGUCUCGUGGUCGGCUUGUGCAGUGGCAAGGCCGGAUACGCGGAAAGUUCCCCAGUCCUCUCGUGCAGCCGCAUCGUCGUCUCAUCAUGGACGGUCCGCUACACCUCACUCGUGUUGUGCGCAAGGCGACGGUGGCGUUCGAGGUCAUCAACGCCCAGGGCGACUCUUCUUCCGUCGAGGUCGAAUGCCUGUCACCCGAGCUCACGCCACGGUCCCUCAUCGGUAUUCUCUGCAACGACUUGCUGGUGCUUUGCAGGGAUCCUUCUGAAGGGCAGGACCCGAGUUCCAGUGUUGAUCUCUGGGCUGUGCUUCGCAUGCAAACUCUUCCGCAGCCGGCGAGCAUCGUACACGCCAGCACCCUCCGCUUGGUCGACAACAAAGCGAUCCUCUACUUUGACGCGCCGUCGACUACCGAUGCUCUGACGUGGUUCCGAGCUAUUAAUCUGCAUAUUCCUGCAUCGAAAGCUUAA
Epithele typhae is the source of this 3987-nucleotide messenger RNA. RefSeq lists its product as uncharacterized. The transcript has 15 exons. The record is from RefSeq and is a predicted model, not a curated record. Gene Ontology annotation, molecular function: guanyl-nucleotide exchange factor activity. Bases 1 to 3987 code for a protein of 1328 amino acids. Lineage: Eukaryota; Fungi; Basidiomycota; Agaricomycetes; Polyporales; Epitheliaceae.